Molecule: messenger RNA, 858 nt
Organism: Eublepharis macularius
Lineage: Eukaryota; Metazoa; Chordata; Lepidosauria; Squamata; Eublepharidae
Product: nascent polypeptide-associated complex subunit alpha, muscle-specific form-like
Exons: 2
Coding region: 1-858 (285 amino acids)
Source: RefSeq, a predicted model, not a curated record
AUGGUCAUUCAACAGGCGCAGCCGCGCAGCAUUAUCCCGGAAGAGGUGCACCUGGUGAAUGCCCGCCUGGAACGGGAAGCCACAUCCAGCAGGCAGCCCCGGGCCGAGGUCAGAGGCUGCUCACCCGCCUCCCGGGUCCAUCUGAGCGCGACUCCAGCGGGGCUGCCGAGCCCACCAGCCCGCCCACCCCCCUCCCACGGUUACUUUCGGCUCACAUCCGGCUUCCGGUUAAGCAACAGCCUCCCACCGGAAGAUGGGCACCCCGACUUCCGGUCCCCUUUAAGCCCCUCUAGGACACGGCUUACAUUGGCAAGGCACGUUUGGGAGACCGCGACAGAGAACGCGUCCCGAGCCCCGGCGGCACCGCCCGCCCUCGCCCGCCCGAAGAGCAAGGAAACCGUUGACCCGGCCGCCUGCCUGCCUGGGGAGGUCUCCGAGCCGCGGGGUGGAAGGCGAAAGGCGGCGGCGGCUGCGGGAAGGAAGGGGCUCAGGGGGCGCGCCACGCCACCGGGCGGACCUCCCCAGGCCCAGGCGCCCCGGCGCUGCUCGGCCCCCUCGCAGGGCACCCCCCGCCGCCCUCCCCGGCCCACUGCUGACCCUCCGGGCCUCCCCCCGGCCAGGGCGCGGGCAGCGCGCAGUCAAGAGGCGUUACCUGCAAGGCCUCGGCGCAGACUGCAGCGCCCUUCCCGCCCCAGCCGCCUCCCCGCCUCCCCCGGCAGGAAUUUGGAUGCGCGCCCAGGCCCAGAGCCGCGCUCCUUAAAGCGCCAGGCGAGCGCUCCGGAGCCCGGCCGAGGCGGCCAGCCUGCCCAGGGACAGCCCCUCUCCGCCCCUGCUGGAGCAGACCCAGGCAGGAGGUAG